Messenger RNA from Felis catus (domestic cat), 2782 nucleotides. RefSeq names its product CD86 molecule (gene CD86). Gene Ontology annotation, cellular component: external side of plasma membrane. The record is from RefSeq and is marked provisional. Gene Ontology annotation, biological process: cellular response to lipopolysaccharide; negative regulation of T cell proliferation; immune response. NCBI's taxonomy places the organism in Eukaryota, Metazoa, Chordata, Mammalia, Carnivora, Felidae.
UUUGAGUUCUAGUCUCAGCCCUGACAUUAUUUCUUUCUCUACAAAGAGUGUUAGGAAGUUAUGGGGAGCUCACAAAGGCUCCUCAUCGUUUAUUCUUAACACCUUGUUUCUGUGUUCCUCGGGAAUGUCACUGAGCUUAUACAUCUGGUCUCUGGGAGCUGCAGUGGAUGGGCAUUUGUGACAGCACUAUGGGACUGAGUCACACUCUCCUUGUGAUGGCCCUCCUGCUCUCUGGUGUUUCUUCCAUGAAGAGUCAAGCAUAUUUCAACAAGACUGGAGAACUGCCAUGCCAUUUUACAAACUCUCAAAACAUAAGCCUGGAUGAGCUGGUAGUAUUUUGGCAGGACCAGGAUAAGCUGGUUCUGUAUGAGAUAUUCAGAGGCAAAGAGAACCCUCAAAAUGUUCAUCUCAAAUAUAAGGGCCGUACAAGCUUUGACAAGGACAACUGGACCCUGAGACUCCACAAUGUUCAGAUCAAGGACAAGGGCACAUAUCACUGUUUCAUUCAUUAUAAAGGGCCCAAAGGACUAGUUCCCAUGCACCAAAUGAGUUCUGACCUAUCAGUGCUUGCUAACUUCAGUCAACCUGAAAUAACAGUAACUUCUAAUAGAACAGAAAAUUCUGGCAUCAUAAAUUUGACCUGCUCAUCUAUACAAGGUUACCCAGAACCUAAGGAGAUGUAUUUUCAGCUAAACACUGAGAAUUCAACUACUAAGUAUGAUACUGUCAUGAAGAAAUCUCAAAAUAAUGUGACAGAACUGUACAACGUUUCUAUCAGCUUGCCUUUUUCAGUCCCUGAAGCACACAAUGUGAGCGUCUUUUGUGCCCUGAAACUGGAGACACUGGAGAUGCUGCUCUCCCUACCUUUCAAUAUAGAUGCACAACCUAAGGAUAAAGACCCUGAACAAGGCCACUUCCUCUGGAUUGCGGCUGUACUUGUAAUGUUUGUUGUUUUUUGUGGGAUGGUGUCCUUUAAAACACUAAGGAAAAGGAAGAAGAAGCAGCCUGGCCCCUCUCAUGAAUGUGAAACCAUCAAAAGGGAGAGAAAAGAGAGCAAACAGACCAACGAAAGAGUACCAUACCACGUACCUGAGAGAUCUGAUGAAGCCCAGUGUGUUAACAUUUUGAAGACAGCCUCAGGCGACAAAAGUACUACACAUUUUUAAUUAAAGAAUAAAGUCCAUAUAACUGUCCAUUGUUUAUAUGCCUUUCCCUUCAAGUUUUGGGCUUACCUUUUUUUGUCUAUUAAUAUUAUUAUUACCAUUAAUAAUAGUGGAGGUUCCAGGACUCCAUCUGAGAAAGCCACCCUGUAAUGCCAGCUCUGCUCCCUACCUCAGGAGCAGACCUUAACUGCUUCUUUUCAUUUCAGAGCAAAUUUGUGCGCCAAGCUCACCUGACUGGCUCCUGGCUCAGGAAUAAUGUUUAAGACUAACACCUCCUGUUUCACAUUCAGCCUUCUUUUCUUAAUUUUAUAAAUUGCGUUUUACGUAGAACUCCCAAUUACUGGAAUAAUGGCUUUUAUCUAUGAUAAUUCUAAGGUAGUGCCUCAUUCUAUCUUGUAUAUUUGUGACUGAAUAACUACCUCUUCAGUCUUGUGGGAGUUAUAUAUUUUAUGGCUUUUAUAGUAUUGCUAUUAAUAUCUUGAAACAUAAAGAGAUGUGUACUAUAAUAAUGUAAUUACUAUGCCCUGAGAAAAUCACUGCUGAGGAGCUCUUGUCCCUCUGUGAAGAUCAGUAGGAAAAUGGUGGCUUGGCGUGCUGACAAUGAUGAGCAGACCAACUCAAAAUUUGGAAAAUUAAGAACAAUGAAGAUGGAAUCAGCUCUGGAUCCUGGAUCCACUUCUAUCUGGGCCCUUGCUAACCUGAGAAGGAUCCGCCUGCGGAACAAGCUAUAGAUAAGCCUUAGCAGAGAACACUGGGUCAAGCACUGCACAUUGUGAACCCACUUCUCUUCUUGAAAGAAAUGACUGAGAUGAUGGUCCAGAGCAACUAUGCAAGAGCCAACUGAGAGAUCACAACACUCAAAAGAGAAAAAAAAUGAAAGAUCUUGACAACAGAGAUGCACAUGAAUGUCCUGUCUGUCCAGUCCUCUGACAAACCUUGGGAUUAGCAACAGGUAGACAGUCUGUCCAAAAGGACUUAAGACAGACAGCAGCUUCCAUGGUGGUUGGUGAAAAGUUUGGAUAAUAAUCAAGUUAUUGUGAUGUUUCAUCUGGCUGCAGGCAGAGCAGGGAAGGAAGAGCUAUCAUCUUGAUAAUGGGAUAAAUGGAAGGAAGCUUAGGACUCUUUCAACUUACUUCUGAGACACAAAGAGCUAGAGUGGAAUCAGGAGGACCAAGAUGUAAAUCAUCUAAAGGCCAACUUAGCUGGCAGGUGCCCUAGGGAGAGAUCAGCUGGCCAAGAGCAGAGGUGGCAAAUUUAUAUCUGAGGACUGUCUAUAUGUCAUUAUAAAUGAUGGGGAAACUGGGUACAACGAGAGGACUAUACUAGCCCAGUAGAGAUGAGUCAGAUGACCCUGGCUCUAAAGCAGCAUCACUAAGGGACAAGGCAGCCUCAGUCCAAACCAAGAGAGAACUUUGGGAGGCCCAACCCACAGAAAUAUUUCUUCUUAUUCUACAUAAAGGAAUCUAGAAGGUUGUAGACAGCUGUACUAGCCAUGCUUGUCCUUGUAAUAUUACCAUUUGUGUGUUCUUCCCUGCAUUUGCUUCAUUAGGCCAUAAGCAUCUUGUUGGUUUCUAACAUGUUUCGUAUAGUGAGUUCUUAAUAAAUUUUUCUUAAAUUGA